GUUUUGACAGUUCGGGGACCGGUUGUAUCUGGUUUUGGGGUUCAAGGACGAAAAUUGGAUUUGGUGUAAAAUUAAGGGACCUCAGAUGAACUUAUUCCUUACUGGACUGGGCUUCUUUUUCUGACCGAUUGGAAAUCAGAAUCUGCUGCUGCUUGAAAUUCAGCUUGCUGGUUGCACAGUGACAUGUUUUCUUGUUUCUACUCUGCCCUGACAUGGGCGAGUGAAUCAUGGAUGCAUGUAGUGCAAGUUCAGACAUCAGAGCUGUGGAAGUUGUACAGUAGAAGCCAUGAUUACUACAGUACUACAUGCAGUUGCAGCUGGAUUGAGAUGACAAUGUCACGAGCUGGCUAGCUAUUAGGGGGGGUGUUUGGGAAGGAGGGACUAAACUUUAGUCCAUCUCAUAAAUAUAUAAGUGCUUCCCUUAAAGACUUAUGGUUUUGAGAGAGGGACUAAACUUUAGUCCCUUGUUCCCAAACACCCCCUAGAUCGAUCAUACCGUAUCAUUUUCUUGGAGCUAGCACGCAUGAUUGUGAGACAACCCAGCUUGAAAGAAACCAAAUUUUUUGUUCGGUUUAAAGUCAUUUUUUUCAGAACCGACAGUCAGUCAAUCAGACAGACAGUGUCAAGUGUUCGACAAGUAACAUGUACACAGAGCAUGGCGCCAAUCCGUCAGAGGCACGUACUACGAGUUCAUCGUUGCCUCGAGCACACCAUCAUUAAUCUGCUUGCUUUACAACGAAGAUUACGUUUGGUGAAUGGGGAUUAUGUGUGUGCUCUGGCUGUCUCGCAGGUGAAAGGAAAUGAGCUUUCCGGUCUGUGUGCACGCCUGAUCCAUCCUACAAUGAUGCAGAGAGCCUUGCAGAUAAAAAUCUUGUCUUCCCCACAAAACAAAAGAUAAAAAAAUCUUGUCUAAUCUGUGUUGCCAGGUAGUUCAUCUCCAGAUCAAAAGGUGACAUUUCAGAACAUAAUGUUGUUGUCUGAAGUUGCACAGUCAUUAAGAUGCAAGAAGGCGAGGGAGAGGGGAGACGCUCAGCUUUACCUAUAAACUGAUCAUCUAUUGCCCUAAUUAAUUUCUGACGAAAUUUUUCUAUCAUACAGACUAGUUGCUAUUGCUUGGUGGUUGGAAACUUGGAAUCUGGAAAUGCAGCUAAUUCAUCCUUGGAGAGGAUGAAAUCCUUCUGGCGGCAUCCAAGGCAACACCAGUGCCAAUCAGAGUUGGUGGCGACAACGAGAUGGAAGCAAAUCAGAGUUCAUAAUCUUUUUUUUUUUUGAAAAGAAAGAGUUCAUAAUCUUAAUCGAGAUCUUCUGCCAAGUGCCAACUACCAAAGCAGUUGUACAGAAUAUUUGUUCAGUGUACGUGAUUCUCAUCGCUGACAAACGCUUCGAUUAUUCUAUCUCCGAAUUCUGAAUUUCUGAAGCAACCGAGAGCCCAGAAGCAGCAGCGAUGUGUUGGAUAAAUCUGGGCCGUUGAUUCUUGGCCGGAGAAUAAAAUCAAGGAGGCCCGGAUGAGCGCCACGUGGCGAACCAGCUAGCUUGGCUACCACCCUUGGGCCUUGUCAGGUCAAAGUCAAACCGAAGUUGAAGCCUGCAAUGCAAGCCCGGGUCUAUAAAUACUCUCGUCCUCUCCUGCUCGAUUUGCCCUCCUCGUGCUCAGUAAACAAACUCCCACCGUGUUCUUCCUCCUCCCAGAUCUAAGAUCCGUGGACCGACCGAGCUCGAGCUCCACCACCUCGUCUCCAAUGGCGGUCAAGGUCUACGUCGUGUAUUACUCUAUGUAUGGUCAUGUCGCCAAACUAGCUGAGGAGAUCAAGAAAGGUGCUUCAUCUGUCGAAGGCGUGGAAGUUAAAAUAUGGCAGGUCCCUGAAACCCUCUCAGAGGAGGUGCUGGGCAAGAUGGGCGCGCCGCCGAGGAGCGACGCGCCGGUGAUCGCGCCGCAGGAGCUCGCGGAGGCCGACGGCGUCCUGUUCGGGUUCCCGACGAGGUUCGGCAUGAUGGCGGCGCAGAUGAAGGCGUUCUUCGACGCCACCGGCGGCCUGUGGCGCGAGCAGAGCCUCGCCGGCAAGCCCGCGGGCGUCUUCUUCAGCACCGGCACCCAGGGCGGCGGCCAGGAGACGACGCCGCUCACGGCGGUGACGCAGCUGGCGCACCACGGCAUGGUGUUCGUCCCGGUCGGCUACACGUUCGGCGCCAAGAUGUUCGACAUGGCGGCGGUGCACGGCGGCAGCCCGUACGGCGCCGGCACGUUCGCCGGCGACGGGUCGAGGUGGCCGUCGGAGGCGGAGCUGGAGCACGCCUUCCACCAGGGCAAGUACUUCGCUGGCAUCGCCAAGAAGCUCAAGGGCGCCUCCUCCGCCUGAAUCAUAUACAGAAUUGUUACAGAGAUCAUUCGCAUUGGCUGCCUGUGCUGAUUUGAUCCGUGUUCAUAUGCCGGAAUUAAUCUUUACCGAUUCGUUACACAAAGAUUUGGUUGGAUUUGGUUGUGGGUUUGAUUCUACGUACUGUGCUUGUAUAAACUUGUUAAGUUGAUUGUGCACUCCCAUCGAUAUUAUACCAUCAUAUAAUCUAUAUUCACGGGACUGUC
Molecule: messenger RNA, 2581 nt
Organism: Oryza sativa Japonica Group (Japanese rice)
Lineage: Eukaryota; Viridiplantae; Streptophyta; Magnoliopsida; Poales; Poaceae
Source: RefSeq, a predicted model, not a curated record